AGUCAUCUUGUUCUGUUCGACUUCCUUUUCUGAUCCUGCGCAAGCAGUGUCCCUGCAAAGACAAAUAUUAAUAUGUUAGUAUGUUGUAAUCGUCAUCUUUUCGCAUGCCGCCCAUCGUUUUCUUGUCAUCCUCGUAGCAGGUGAAAUAUGUUUCAGUACUUCCAGCAGUUCCUAAACGACUAAGCGUUGAAUAUGUAACACGCGCACUUUUCCUUGCAAACUGAUUUGGCUAUAAUAACGUAAAGACUCAGACUUCUAUCUCAUCACUAUAUUACCUCCACCUACAACAUUUUCCGACAUCCAUCUACAACCAAGAAAUCAACAAAACCAUGACGCAAGCUAACACCUCCAGCAAAAAGAAGGUGGACCCUAGGGUCCGCAGCCUCCUAGAACACUGCGUCAGCCGAAAUGAGCGAGCCUUCUUCGUCGUCCUCGGAGACAGAGGCAGGGAGCAGCUGGUGAACCUGCAUUUCAUGCUGUCGAAGAUGUCAGCGAAGAAACAGCAACAGGUGAGAUGAGAUUUACGUUUCUGUUUCUUCCCUGAUCAUAAGUUUCAUGAAGAUGAAGACAAUCUUCGUCCGUUGAUUUCCAACCGCCACAAAAUCCACAUCCACAGGUCCUCUGGUGCUACAAGAAGGAGCUCGGCUUUUCGAGUCAUAAAAAGUCUCGCGCUAAAGAGAUUAAGCGGAAAAUCGCAAAAGGCGAGUAUGAUCCUAACAUUGAGGAUCCUUUUGAGCUCUUCACUAGUGCCACAGACAUUCGCUAUUGCUAUUACAAAGACUCAGAACAAGUGUUGGGUAAGACCCAUUCCAUGUUGGUCUUGCAGGAUUUCGAAGCGUUGACGCCGAAUAUUUUGUGUCGGACCGUGGAGACGGUACUACAAGAUUUUCUUUUUCUUGAGUAUCUUUUACUUUUGGGUGUGAUUGUUCGUCUUGCGAUCAUCAAUCACUCUAUCAAAUGAUUAUCUUCCUAUCUUCAUUUCGAUUUCCAUUCUUUUUGACAUCAUCAAGCUUUUGUUCCUGAAAAAAGAACAUGAUUAUUCUACAUACUUAACUAAGUACAUUUUUACAGGUCGCCGGUGGCGGAAUCGUAGUCCUUCUCCUGAAAAGCAUGUCGUCUCUACGACAAUUGUACAACGUGUCGAUGGACAUUCAUCAGAAAUUUUCCAAGGAAAGCGACUUUGAGCCGCGAUGGAACGAACGUUUCUUGCUCUCUCUAGUGCGUUGCGACACUUGUUUAGUGGUCGAUGAUGAACUAAACGUCUUGCCUAUUGCGAAAAACAAGGCGUUUGUGGGAGAUUGGAAACAACAAGGAAAUCUUCAGGGUGUAGUGGGACAGUUGCAGAAUGGAGGUGAACAAGAUGCUUCAGCACAGCAGACUUCUGGUUCUGCCGCUUCUUCAUCCCUCGAAAUCGCUCAGCUCCAGUCGCAGAACCAAGCCGAACUAGCUUCUCUAAAACAGGAGUUGAAAGACGCUCAACCUUUGGGGAAUUUGCUGAACCUCGCACGAACUUUAGAGCAGGCACAAGCUUUGAUGCAGUUCGUAGACGUGAUCUCCGAGAAAACGUUGAGGCAAACCGUGUCUCUAACCGCAGGUCGUGGACGGGGAAAGAGUGCGAGUUUAGGUCUGGCAUUGGCCAGUGCGAUUGCCUAUGGAUACUCGAACAUCUUCGUCACCGCACCGAGUCCGGAGAACUUGCAGACCGUGUUCGAAUUCCUGCUCAAGGGAUUCGAUGCUAUCGGGUAUGUGGAGCACCAAGACUAUGAUGUAAUCGUGCAAACGAACAACAAAGAUGGAAAUCCUUCUGGAAAUAAUGCGAACUCCUCUGGCAGCAGUGCUCUCGCCGGUUCUGCAUCAGGCGCUUCCGGCUCUUCUUCUCGCGGCAACGUCUCUCGCACUAUUGUCCGUGUCAACGUUUACAAGGAGCACCGACAGACCAUCCAAUACCUUCCACCAGAAAACGUCAGUGCUCUGGGACAGGCAGAACUGCUCGUAAUCGAUGAAGCGGCUGCCAUUCCAUUGCCGACGGUGAAAAGCAUGCUGGGUCCAUAUCUAGUGCUGAUGUCCUCGACAGUGAACGGAUACGAAGGUACCGGUCGUAGCUUGAGUCUCAAGCUGCUGCAGGACUUGAAAGCCCAAAAACAGCUGUCAGCUGAGAUUCUGCUAACAGAACCGAUUCGUUACGCCUUCGGAGAUAGUGUAGAGGCUUGGCUCAACGAAUUGUGCUUGUUGGAUGCAAGCGAUGCAGUAGUGAAGACCAAGAAUGGUAACAGCAGCAAAGACAAAAAUUCUUCUUCCUCUUCGAGCAAGAAAAUCCUUCCCAUGCCAUCCGAAUGCGAACUCUUCUUAGUCGACCGAACAGCGCUUUUCAGCUAUCAUCAAGCGAGUGAGAAAUUCCUGAAGAAAAUGAUGGGCCUCUUCGUUGCCUCUCACUACAAAAACAGUCCGAACGACUUGAUCCUGCUAUCCGAUGCUCCGGGACACUACUUGUUUGUGCUGUUGGGACCCAGUGAGAAUGAAAGCGGCGAAGAUGAGGUACUUAAUGUUGGACAGAACCAUUUCUAGAUACAGGACUGCUAUAGUGAUGAUUGGUACUUGGGACACCUCUGAUCCGAUGGCAGUUCACGAACUGUCACGGGUUGAAGACAACACAGUGACCGCCCCAGUCUGAGAUUUGCAGUCUCAUAGUCUUUGUUUUAUAAUCGUAGUGAUCAUGAGUUGCAAAUUAAAAUUGUCUAGUGGAAAACCGUUUCUAUCACCUCAAAAAAUUCUUAGAUCCCGGAAAUCCUUGUUGCUAUCCACGUGGCCAGUGAAGGCGCAUUGAACAAAGAGGCAGUCGCUGCCAGUCUCGCACGUGGCCUGCGACCCAGUGGCGAUUUGAUUAGUUGGACAAUCAGCCAACAAUUCGGAGAUGCCAACUUUGGCAGUCUUCGCGGUGCACGGAUCGUGCGUAUUGCGACGCACCCGAGCUACAUGCGACAGGGCUACGGCCAAGAGGCAAUCCGGCAACUGAUAAGAUGGACCGAAGGCGAGAUGGCUCCGGCAACAGGCUAUGCGUCGGAAGAAGAGGAUGAAGAUGCUGACGUAGCCACGUCUUCUGCUUCCAAAAAAGACAGCAAUAAAGACGAGCAUCAAUUGGUUGCCAAAGCAAAAAUCCCAGUACUGCUGAAGGAAGUAACCGAGACAAGACCAGUUUUUUCGCUGGAUUGGCUAGGAACGUCCUUUGGCGUGACACUUGGUUUGUUCGAGUUCUGGAGGAAAUUGGGUUUUUCUCCAGUUUAUGUGCGACAAACCUCAAACGAUAUUACGGGAGAACACUCUGCGAUUUUGCUGAGGACUAUGCAGCCCACAAGCGAGAACAACAUGCAGCUGGUCAGCAGUGGGAGUGGAAAAGCGACUUCAGCAACGUGGCUCCGAGAAUUUGGAACCGAUUUCCGUAGUCGGAUGUUGCGUUUGCUUCGUAGCCAACAGCUCUCCAAGUGGCCAAUCAACGUUGCUCUGUCUGUCGUAGGACAACCACAAGGCGGAUCUUCAUCUUCCAGUUCCACUUCCAGUUCUUCUAGUCCGAUCAAGGCUGCGCAAGAGCAGGAGUCCAUCUCCAACCCCUUAGUAGCCAUGAUCCGUAGAUGCGUUUUGCCCUUAAUGACGAGACACGACCUUCAUAGAAUCGAGUUGUUCGCAAACAAGCGAGCAGAAGCACCCUUGAUCAUGGACCUGCUGGCUCCCUUGGCUUCUCUUUAUUUCGAAGGGCGACUUCUACUAGCAGCGAGUGCACAGAGAACAUCACAAAAUAUUAUUACCUCCGCUGGAACAACAACAACGACAACCAACAUUUCUUGUCAACCUCUAGUUCUCUCGGCGGCUCAGGCAGCGAUCUUGCUCGCAGUGGGAUUGCAACACAAGAGUUUUGACCAAGUUGGAAAGGAGCUUGGCUUGGCUGUCAGUCAGGUGUUUGCUCUUUUUACGAAAGCGGUGCUGAGGAUUUGGUCUGACGUGAUUUCUCCAGCUCUCGAGGAAGAAGCUGCGGACAGUGCAACAGCGACGGCGUCGAAAACUUCAGCAACAUUAAGGGUUUCCGAAUUACAUUCCUCACUACCAUCCCUAGCGCUUUUCCCAGUAGAAAAGAAGCCAGGGAUGUCCUGAGGAAUGUAAUUCCGUAACCUCUAACAACACCGACCACCGUAGUAGAACAAAGGAUCGGUGGAAGUGGCGCAAACAAAGCAGGAGGAGUCUUGGUAGUCGAAGCAAAUAGCACUAAGGGAGGUGCAGCAGCUAUUGGAGGAGAAGGGGGACUCCCUAAAUUCGGAGAAAGGGUCUCCUUGAAAAAGAGAAAGGACGAGAAUAAGCAAGACGGAAGAAUGGAAAAACUAAAGAGGUCAAAGAACAAGUAACUGAAAAUGCCUUCUGGAAUCUUGUUCUCGAGAUUUAUCACGACUCUUAACCUGAGAAGUUGUACCAUGAUACGCGCCUGAUGAACAAGUACCGCACCUUUCGUUUGAUAACGCAAGAUGCUACCACUAUGAACGUGAUGCAAACUCAUCCAUCUGCUCAAGCUUAUACGCCAAAGGCUAACUAAGU
This is a messenger RNA of Amoebophrya sp. A25, 4578 nucleotides long. NCBI's taxonomy places the organism in Eukaryota, Dinophyceae, Syndiniales, Amoebophryaceae. The record is from the annotation of a GenBank genome assembly.